Messenger RNA from Pogona vitticeps (central bearded dragon), 644 nucleotides. RefSeq names its product ubiquinol-cytochrome c reductase complex assembly factor 5 (gene UQCC5). NCBI's taxonomy places the organism in Eukaryota, Metazoa, Chordata, Lepidosauria, Squamata, Agamidae. The record is from RefSeq and is a predicted model, not a curated record.
CCAACACGCAAAUAUAUUCGACAACGGAGUUUUGUGGUCCCUUAAAGCCAGACCGACCUUAUUUGGCGUGCGAAGGUUUUCUGGACUGGAGUCCACUUCAUCAGAUGCACGGAGGGGAGCCUCAAGAAGGAUCAUCUGCCUUUCCAACUGAGAAUUCUAAAGUCCUCUGUAAAAUCGGUGUCAGUCAUAAAAUAAACCACUUACUGAACAUGGUACCUCAGAAACGGCACUUUCGUUUAUACAGGUUACUCCCUUUCUUCUUUGUCCUUGGAGGUGCUAUGGAAUGGUUUAUGAUCAAUGUUCGUAUCGGCAAAGAGACUUUUUAUGAUGUAUAUCGUAGAAAGCAGUCUGAAAGACGAUACAAGCAGAGUUUGGAAGAAAGAUGAACUCCCUGAAUACUUUAUAUGAAAUGGAUAUUGGCUUCCCAAAUCCUACUGGAUAUUCACUGUUUGGUUAAGAAAUGUGUAAGUCUUCAGCCUGAACACUGUCUGCAUCUGGUCUCCAGAGGUACCUAUUGUGCAACCCUGCUUGGUUGCAAAGCAUAAUUGCUACAUCUUGGAGUGCUGAUAAUUUUCUGGUUCAUUGAAACAUUGCAUCACUGGUUCAUUUAUUUAGUUUUUUAAUAAACUGUUGUACAGGCAUAA